This is a messenger RNA of Trichoderma virens Gv29-8, 969 nucleotides long. RefSeq lists its product as uncharacterized. The transcript has 2 exons. The record is from RefSeq and is a predicted model, not a curated record. The annotation marks the transcript as partial. Lineage: Eukaryota; Fungi; Ascomycota; Sordariomycetes; Hypocreales; Hypocreaceae. Gene Ontology annotation, molecular function: hydrolase activity.
AUGGUCCAAAAGUUAACGCAAGAGUAUGCCAACCACGGCCUAUCGCUGAAAUGCGACAUCUACACUCAAGACGACUACCCAAAAGAGAAUCCCGUGUUUCUGUACUUUCACCCCGGAGGCCUUGUCGACGGAAACCGUGAUUGCAUUGCGCCUUGGCUCGUACAGACGUGCAUCCAGCGGAAAUGGCCAGUCAUCUCCCCGAGCUAUCGUCUUCUCCCUCAGGCUGGCGGACAGGGCCUCUUGCAAGAUGCCACGGCGGCAUAUGAAUUCGCGCUGAAUUGGGACACUCUGCUUUCUUCCAAACGACAAGUCAUUGUUGGAGGCGCCAGCGGAGGCGUCUUCAUGGCGGCUCUUAUCGCUCACCACUGCCAGCCCAAGCCCCUUGCUCUCCUCUCCAUCCAAGGCAUCAACACCUUCCGCCACCCAUUCUUCAAUUCCUCCAUUCAGACCGCCGGCGAAGAAAUUCCUCAUGCCAUAAUGGAAAAGUACAUCGCCGGCCCCGUCCAAGUCGGCGAAAUGCCCCCCGACGAGUCCACCUUUGUCUUAGACAAACUAACCCCCGACGGCGCAAAAGACCCAAGCUUCGUACCUCCUGUUCCCCCUGAGAGAACGGCAUCAUCCGACGGUAGCUUCCGGGGCAUGCUCUACGACUACUACACCUUCAACAACGCCUUCGUCGGCAUAGUCGACUCCGUCGAUCCCGGAUACCAGUGGGCGAAACUUCCCGAGGCCAGAGACCGAGUCGCACAGUGGCCCAGGACGGUCAUCUUCCACGGCAACCAGGAUCCCGAUGUGGAGCUCAAUGUGAGCGAGGACAUGCGUGAUUGCUUGGGCGAAGAUAAGGUCACGUUGAUUAUUGCUGAUGGCCAGCCUCAUUUAUAUGAGCUGGAGAAGUUCAUCGAGGAUGAUGCUCCAGGAAUGGACGCCGUGAGGGAGGCCGUAGCUCGGUUAGAUGAGAUUAUGGCCUCU